Molecule: messenger RNA, 1814 nt
Organism: Megachile rotundata (alfalfa leafcutting bee)
Lineage: Eukaryota; Metazoa; Arthropoda; Insecta; Hymenoptera; Megachilidae
Gene: Rad23
Product: UV excision repair protein Rad23
Biological process (GO): proteasome-mediated ubiquitin-dependent protein catabolic process; nucleotide-excision repair
Cellular component (GO): nucleoplasm; cytosol
Molecular function (GO): polyubiquitin modification-dependent protein binding; proteasome binding; damaged DNA binding
Source: RefSeq, a predicted model, not a curated record
AGCAGUGCCGACUCAUCGCAUAAAAGAUCUUUGCUAAACGUCGCUAUAUCCUUCUUAAACUAGAUCUUUCAAAGUUCUCUUUAUCCACUGGCAACCUAUUAGUAAUUUUUUUAUCUUGCAACAUGAUUAUAACACUGAAAAACUUACAGCAGCAAACAUUUACAGUGGAAAUUGAUCCAUCGCAAACGGUAAAAGAUUUGAAACAAAAGAUUGAAACUCAAAAAGGUUUCCCUGCUGAACAUCAGAAAUUAAUAUACGCUGGAAAAAUAUUAACAGAUGAUCACCCAUUAGCAGAAUAUAACAUAGAUGAAAAAAAAUUCAUAGUUGUUAUGGUUACAAAACUUAAAACUGGUAAUGGUCAUACAGCAGCUGAAGAAGAUCAUACAAAUACAGAAACUAAAGAAGAAAGUAGUACAACUAGCUCAGUACCAGAACCUAGUUCAAACCCUAGUGUCCAGGGUGCAUCAAACCCUGUUAGUACUGCACAAGAGCAAUCUGCAGCAAGUACUGCUACAGAAUGUGCUGGAGGUCAAGCUGAAAGUGCCUUGUUAAUGGGUGAAAAUUAUAAUACUAUGGUGAACAACAUCAUGGAUAUGGGGUAUGAACGUGAACAGGUUGAACAAGCAUUAAGAGCAAGUUUCAAUAACCCUGAUAGAGCUGUUGAAUAUCUUGUAACGGGUAUACCAGCUCAGCUGUUUGAAGAUUUACCAGAAGAUCAACUUGAAGCACAGGAACAAUUCCAAGAUCAUGGUCAACAUCCAUUAGCAUUUUUAAGAAUGCAACCACAAUUUCAACAAAUGCGUGAAGUUAUUCAACAAAAUCCACAAUUACUCAAUGCUAUGCUUCAACAAAUCGGCCAAACUAAUCCUGCAUUGUUGCAACUUAUUUCACAAAAUCAAGAAGCAUUUGUGCGUAUGCUGAAUGAACCUGUAGAAACAACUGGUGGUACAGGUGGAAGGACUACACCUGUAUCUGCAUCAACUGUUGCACCAACUUCUGCUCCUGGUGGUGGCAACAGUGGACCUGUUGCAGGUGCAAGAAGAGGAGGGCCGUUUGUAGAGACUUCCAUAAUUGAGAUAACACCGCAAGAUAAAGAAGCUAUUGAAAGGUUGAAAGCAUUAGGAUUCCCAGAACACUUAGUUGUACAAGCAUAUUUUGCGUGUGAAAAGAAUGAAAACUUAGCUGCAAAUUUUUUGUUAUCACAAAUUCAUGAUGACUGAAGUAAUACACUUUAAUGAUUUCACAAUAAGGAGUUAAAGGACUGAUAUAGGGUGGGUAAUUACACAGGCGCCAUAUUAUUUUCUAUUGGUGAAUCUUCAUUUUGUAUAUAAGUAAGUAUGCAAUCGUAUUUAUUUAUUUCUUUUGGGCAUACAUUGGCAUGUUAAGUAAAUAAUAAAAAUUUGCUGCAAUUAAAUACUAUAAUACUUUUAACAUUAAAUUGUCAGUCUUUUAAGCUGUUUUAAGUUAAAAGGCAUUUUACGUAUUUUAUGUAUUUUAAGAUUGAAAAUUAAUAGUUUGCAUCAGUGUUAUAAUCCAUCCUUAUAGUCUGGCAGUUAUUCUUCGGCAAAAAUUUUUGUUUUUUGAAUAUAUGGAGCAGUGUAAUUACAUUUUUAUGUAAGAAAGCCUGCUUGCUUAAUAAAGAAAUAUACAAAAUAUAAAUACGUCAAUGUAUUUAUAUGUUAAGCUAUUGUACAAUACACAUACGUGCGAAUUUGUAUACGCAAGUAAAGUUAUACGUGUAUUCAAAUUCCGUACAUGGAAGCGCGCGUGUCUGCGCGUAUUCAUGACAAGUAUAUUUUGUACAUGUAAUAGGC